Molecule: messenger RNA, 2433 nt
Organism: Arachis stenosperma
Lineage: Eukaryota; Viridiplantae; Streptophyta; Magnoliopsida; Fabales; Fabaceae
Product: GTP cyclohydrolase 1
Exons: 2
Coding region: 395-1804 (469 amino acids)
Biological process (GO): tetrahydrofolate biosynthetic process; tetrahydrobiopterin biosynthetic process
Cellular component (GO): cytoplasm
Molecular function (GO): GTP cyclohydrolase I activity; zinc ion binding; GTP binding
Source: RefSeq, a predicted model, not a curated record
CACACAAAUUCAUUACAUCCCCACCCUUCGUACCAUUCGUUACCAACACCACCACCAACCUUCUUUCUUCUUUGUGUGGGUCCGUCUUUACAAUUCCAUUUCUUAGCAUUCUACGAGAUAGAAGACCAGGAUCCACACAUUUCAAGAUCAACCUUAACCCCACGAAUCCAUUCCUCUUUGUCUUCCCUAUCUCUCUCUCUUUCUCUCUCUGUCUCUAAUUCAUGAUUCUUUAAUUCCUUCUGUUUCCGAGACCGAUCUGAUAGAUCAUUUUUCUGAUUUCUGAUCUGUUUCUCACUCUGUCUCGGAUCUUGUUCUCGUCACUUUGGAUCCGUUUUCUGUUGUUGUUUGAUAUUGAUAUCGAUAUUCCUGGUUUUGUGGGAAUUGUUAGAUUUCAAUGGGCUGUUUGGAUGAGGGGCAUUUCAACGGUGAGCUUGAGAAUGAAUUGAGUAUUGGACUUGGUGAAGUUGGUUUUGAUGAAGAGCGUGUUGCUGCCAUUGGUGAUGCUGUGAAGCUUCUCUUGCAAGGUCUUGGUGAAGAUGUAAACAGGGAAGGUCUUAGAAAGACGCCUCUUCGUGUCGCCAAAGCCCUCCUUGAAGGAACCAGAGGUUACAGACAAAAGGUGAAUGAAAUCGUUGGCGAUGCUUUGUUCCCUGAAGCUGGUCUGGACAAUAAUAGAAUCGGUCAUGCAGGGGGUGCAGGCGGACUUGUGGUAGUCCGUGAUCUCGAUCAUUUUUCCUAUUGUGAAUCAUGCUUGCUACCAUUCCAAAUCAAGUGUCAUGUCGGUUAUGUCCCUUCUGGAAAACGAGUGUUGGGUUUAAGCAAACUUUCUCGUGUGACCGAUGUAUUUGCUAAACGACUCCAAGAGCCACAACGUCUAGCAGAUGAAGUGUGUUUGGGUUUGCAACAGGGAAUAAAGCCAGCAGGUGUUGCUGUGAUACUUCAGUGUAAACAUUUACACUUUCCAGAUAUAGAAUCAAUCUUUCUUGAGUCAAACCACCAAAGGUGGGUGAAUGUGAUUGUCUCUUCAGGUUCUGGAGUUUUUGGAAACAAAAAUGCAGAUGUUUGGACCGAUUUUUUUGGCCUACUUAAAUUUCGAGAUAUAGAUAUUGAAAAUGUUUGUCCUAGAGGAUCAUCUGACCAAUGCUGGUGUCCAUCUGUGUCUUCUCUUUCUGCUAAAGUUUCGUCAAAAAUUGUACCUCUCAAUCCUGCAAUGGUCACAGCUGUAUCUUCAAUUCUAAAAUCACUGGGAGAAGAUCCGAUGCGGAAGGAACUUGCGGCAACUCCUAGCCAAUAUGUGAAAUGGUUGUUGAAUUUCCAAAGCAUUGACAUGGAUGUGAAGUUGAACGGUACUCUUUCUGGUGGCUUAAACUCUCUGAACUCCAAAUUGGAAGUAAACUCCAACAACAAACAAAUAUGCUCUGAGCUGAACUUGCCCUUUUGGUCGCAGUGCGAGCAUCAUUUACUUCCAUUUCAUGGAGUUGUUCACAUAGGAUACUUCCUUUCCGAAGGCUUCACUUGCAUCGGAAAAUCCCUUUUGCAAUCAAUUGUACAUUUUUAUGGUUUCAAGCUCCAGCUUCAGGAACAGCUUACAAGGCAGAUAGCUGAAACCAUUUCGCCAUUGUUAGGUGGAAAUGUAAUAGUAGUUGUAGAGGCCAGCCAUACAUGCAUGAUCUCUAGGGGAAUUGAGAAGAUCGGAAGUAGCACAUCUACCAUUGCUGUAUUAGGACACUUCUCAACUGACCGCGCUGCAAGGGCCACAUUCUUGCAAAGUAUUCCUACUCCUACAUAUUGCGAAGGGCAAUAGUUCUUGUGGAGCUUUCACUUGGAAGGAUUUUCUUUGCAUUCUUGAAAGUUUUGUUAACCACACUACGAGCAAUGCUGAAGCCUAGACCUCGAUGAAUUCAAAAGACAUACUAUCAUGGACAGGUUCAGAAAUUUUGAAGUCGCCUCCACUGUGAAGUUGACUUAUAGUUGAUGGUUAGAUCUUCCUUUUAUGUUUCACUUCUUGCUUAUAAUGCGAUAACAUGCCAUAAAUCAUCACUUCUUUUAGGGUGUGUUUUUAAGUUGAAGUUUUGAAGGAGAAGGGAUAGAAGUAAAGGGUUAUAAGUGCUAAACGGAUGCGACUUGCACUUCAAGCGUUUCCUUUUCCUUCUUUUCCUUCCAAAAUCAAAAUUGCAUACAAGAAAAAUUCAAGGGACAAGCACUUCUUCAGCCAGGUCCAGCACUUUGUCUUUAGAAGUUAGUUUUGGUCCCUUAAUAUAGAUUAUAAUGAUGGUUCUUCAUUUUCAUUAUACUAUAUAUAGGGUUUCAAUUUUGUUGUUUAUGUAAGGUUCUGAAAGUCAUGAUUGAAAUUCAAUUGUUGUUGUGCCUGCGAAUGCUUGAGUGCAACAUAUAUGAAGCGUUUGAAUGGAGAUUACCAAUAUCAUCUAGACA